Messenger RNA from Acipenser ruthenus (sterlet), 2224 nucleotides. RefSeq names its product melanocyte-stimulating hormone receptor-like. The transcript has 2 exons. Lineage: Eukaryota; Metazoa; Chordata; Actinopteri; Acipenseriformes; Acipenseridae. Gene Ontology annotation, cellular component: membrane. Gene Ontology annotation, biological process: G protein-coupled receptor signaling pathway. The record is from RefSeq and is a predicted model, not a curated record. Gene Ontology annotation, molecular function: melanocyte-stimulating hormone receptor activity. The coding region runs from base 589 to 1542 and encodes 317 amino acids.
CCAUUUUUAGUUGAUUUUCUUGGAAUUAAAUCAUUUACACAGCUGCCUGCUGCAAAGAUUCAAACCAAGCCACCGGCUGCUUCAGAAGAAUUAUCUCAACGAUUCUAGAACCCAAAAUAAGAAAACCGAAAAAGGAAGAAUCUGCAAAGUGAGUGAAAAGUGAACGCAUUCAACAUCAAAAACAAGGUCAAUAGUAUAAAGAGCAACUUUGACCGGCGAACUGUUUUUUGAGUCUUCACAAAGUCAACAUCUAGUCUUGUUGAACCUGGUUGGGCUGAAUAAACUCCAUGAAUAGAAUGCAUCUUUUCAAAUGCAGACGUUUAAACAGUUCCCUCGACUUCAUUUCUUCUCUAAGACCUUGAUGUGAUUCCUGGUAUCGUUUGAAAAAUAAAUGAGUAAGUGCAAGUCGCAAGGAAUCAGAAAUUCUCUAGGAUACAUGCCAAAGGAAGGCUUGCAGUAAGAAGUGCUGAGGAUCAUAAUUUACACAUAUCCAAAAUUGUGUUCAACUGCAGAAGACUCUGACAGACACAUUAGAAUAGACAACCUGCUAGAAGAGGCCAUUCUUGUUUUUCAGACGGCUUUAACAAAAUGAACACUACAUUUAAUCCUUUGGUGAUGAAACAUGUUGCUUCUGAGAACAACUCAGACAAUGCGACCAGCAAUGCUUCCUACAGCAACACAACGACUUUGGUGUGCAACAAAAUCAUUAUUCCCCACGAACUCUUUUUGACUAUUGGGCUUCUGAGUCUCCUGGAGAACAUUUUGGUGGUGUUAGCCAUUAUUAAAAACAGGAACCUGCAUUCUCCGAUGUACUAUUUUAUCUGUUGCCUUGCUGUGUCGGACAUGCUGGUGAGCGUCAGCAAUGUGGUGGAAACCAUGUUCAUGCUGCUGAUUGAUCAAGGGGUCCUGGUGGUCACUUUCAACAUCAUCCGAAACAUGGACAACAUCAUUGACAUGAUGAUCUGCAGCUCUGUGGUGUCCUCGCUCUCGUUCCUGGGUGCCAUCACAGCAGACCGCUACAUCACAAUUUUCUACGCCUUGCGGUACCACAGUAUCAUGACCACUCAGCGAGCUGUGGCCAUCAUUAUAGCCAUCUGGGUGGCCAGCACCAUCUCCAGCACACUUUUUAUCACCUACUACAAGAACAACGCCGUCAUCAUCUGCCUCAUCACUUUCUUCUUGUUCAUGCUCAUCUUGAUGGCAGCCAUGUACCUUCACAUGUUCACCCUCGCCCACCUCCAUGCCAAGCGCAUCACUGCCUUCUACAAGAACCGGCGCCAAAACCAGGCCACCAGCAUGAAGGGGGCUGUCACCCUGCUCAUUUUGCUGGGGAUAUUCCUCAUAUGCUGGGGACCCUUCUUCCUCCACCUAACCUUAAUUGUCACCUGUCCCAAGAACCCACACUGCCUCUGCUUUUUCAACCACUUCAACCUGUUUCUAAUACUAAUCAUCUGCAACUCGUUUAUAGACCCCAUUAUCUAUGCCUUCAGAAGUCAAGAACUUCGAAAGACGCUUAAGGAGUUGCUGCUUUGCUCCUGGUAGUUGAUGCUUUGCUCUUGUUGGGUUACACUGUUGCCUAUGCUUUGCUUAAUAGCAAACACUAAGGAAAUAAGAAAUGUAUUUGUAUGGUAAAACACCAAAAGGCUUUUUGUUUAAAAAUGUGCAUAAUUUUCUUCUGUUUGAGUGUAAGCUUUCUAAGAUUAAUGGAACCAUCCCUCACUAUUUGUGAUUGUUGCACUUAUCUAAAGCAUCAAUCUGUGCUGGGCUUUUUGUGUCACCGCUAAUCAAAUCAGCUUCCCUGCAGAUUAUUGUAUUGUGAUGAUUGAGUUGACAAGUUAAAUAGGUUAAUGAGCGUGAUAUAUUUUUUAGUAAUCACAGCGAUUUGUAUACUUGGAAAUGCAAUAGUAUUGCAAACAUCUAUGCACUCAACCAGCAUAUCAAACUGCAAAAUUGCAGGCUGCAGCAGCUCAGCCUGGACUCAUAUGUUACUUUCAUUUUAGAUUAAAAACUACUUUUGUUUUUACAGUUUUGUAUGUGCAUAUACCUAUUUACACACUAGUUUCUUUUGAAAUGUUUAUUUUAUUAUAGUUUUUCAUUUUUUGAAGUAGGCCAUAGUGCUUUAUAUGUGGUAAGUUAGGAAAUAAACCGUUUUAUGUUUAAUUGUUCAUUUAAAAUUCGGCUGUGCAGAUGUUUAAUAUGAUGUGCUUGAACAAAACUUGAGUUG